UCAAAAGUGAAAGUAGAAUCACCUGGAUCGGCAGAUAAGUAUAAUGAUAGUCAAGAAAAAAGAAGUUUGAGUUUUUUGGGAACUCAUAUAUUGAAGAGACAGUUACAUGUGUAUUUAUAAACGCUGACUGAAGAAUGAGGAGUUUGUUAAGGGUGAAUGUAUUGUUGUCAAUCCUCCCGCUACGUGUUACGCAGUCCACGGCCUUUGGAUCAAGGAAGUUGCCGGUACUGACACUGUAUACGAAAGAGGACUGCAGUCUCUGUGAUAAAGCGUUAGAGGUCCUCAAACCUUACAACCACCAGUUUGAGUUGGAGACAGUGGACAUAUCGCUACCAGAAAACAAGGAGUGGUAUAAGAAUUACAGAUACGACAUUCCCGUGUUCCACCUCAACGGCCAGUUCCUGAUGAAGCACAGGGCGGAUCUAAAGGUUUUCCACCAGAGAUUGGCGGACAUUGAAAAUAAAUCCGGGUAGAAAAUGAUUCACAGACAGUCUUUAUUGGAAGAAUCCGGGUCUAAAACAUUGAAUGCUGAAUAUAUACGACUGUGAGACAUUUGUAAAAUAUGAUUAAUUACUAGUAUUUUAUGUUCACAUUUCUCGUAAAUGAUGAAUUGAGAACAAUGCCUCCAUGUUUUAAUUGAUAUUAAAACAGAAGUCUUUUUUGUUUUAAUAGUA
Messenger RNA from Magallana angulata, 674 nucleotides. RefSeq names its product glutaredoxin-like protein C5orf63 homolog. The coding region runs from base 135 to 473 and encodes 112 amino acids. NCBI's taxonomy places the organism in Eukaryota, Metazoa, Mollusca, Bivalvia, Ostreida, Ostreidae. The record is from RefSeq and is a predicted model, not a curated record. The transcript has 3 exons.